Messenger RNA from Scatophagus argus, 2486 nucleotides. Its product is annotated as prostaglandin E2 receptor EP4 subtype-like. The coding region runs from base 125 to 1408 and encodes 427 amino acids. Gene Ontology annotation, cellular component: plasma membrane. Gene Ontology annotation, molecular function: prostaglandin E receptor activity. Gene Ontology annotation, biological process: negative regulation of inflammatory response; inflammatory response; cellular response to prostaglandin E stimulus. The record is from RefSeq and is a predicted model, not a curated record. The transcript has 2 exons. Lineage: Eukaryota; Metazoa; Chordata; Actinopteri; Scatophagidae.
AUCCCAUCCAUCCCCGUCAGACUGCGGGCGGUCAGUAAAGUGGACACGACCCGCCUCUGAGCUCUCAGACGUACGCAAGGACCUCUGUGAUGAACAACAUCUGGAUAACUGGAAAGCAGAGGGGAUGACACUACCAGAGAAAAUACCCCCGGUGCCUCCUUAUCUACUGUUUCAAGGAGUUAAAAAGGAAAUGCAUUCCCAAAUCCACGACAGACUGAAUGAGAUAUCUUUAACAAACACCAGCCUCUGGGUGCAUUUGGCGAUGGAAAACCCGAACUUUACGCACGGAUCUGUGUCCACCAACGAGACGGCGGUUCAGCCCUCACAGGACCACAGCGUCCACACAGGAAUCGCUUUACCGAUUUUUAUGUUUGCCGGAGGCGCCAUUGGGAAUUUAAUUGCAAUAAUCGUCCUUUCAGUGUCAAGACAAGAGAGGAAAUCUUCAGCUUUUUACACGCUGGUUUGCGGUCUGGCGGUGACGGACCUGCUGGGUACCUGCCUGGCUAGUCCGCUCACCAUAGCCAACUACAUGGCGCAGAACGUGCUGGAAAACUCACACGUCUGCGAGUUUGACUCCUUUUUGUUGUUGUUUUUCAGUUUAACAGGACUGAGCAUCAUAUGCGCCAUGGCAGCAGAGCGGUACCUGGCUAUAUGCUGCCCGUACAUGUACGAGCGCUGGGGGGUGGACCGACGCUUUGCGCAAAAGUUCCUUUUCUUCAUCUACAUCAGUCACAUUUUCUUCUGCUGCCUCCCGAUGAUGGGCAUUGCGAAGAGCCAGCUGCAGUCGUCCCACACUUGGUGCUUCAUCGACUGGAGGACAGACGCGUACGUGGCCGCCUCUUACUCGGUCUUGUACGGCGUCGUCAGCCUGCUGCUCAUCCUCGGCACCAUCGCGUUGAACCUGGCCGUGUGCGGAGCGCUGCUGCUGAUGCGGCAGAGGACCGUGCAGGGGCCCGUCACCAGAGGCAGCGUCCGGGAGAGGUGGAGGGCUCUGUCCUCGGCCGCAGAGACGCAGAUGAUCGCGGUGCUGGUGAUGACCUCCGUGGUGGUUCUGGCCUGUUCGGCCCCGUUAGUGGUCAGAGUGUUUGCCAACUGCUUCUUGCUGAAUGAUGACCCCAAAGCAGACCUGGCAGCCAUCCGGAUAGCCUCUGUUAACCCCAUCCUCGACCCCUGGAUCUACAUCCUUCUCAGGAAGUCUCUGUUUCGUCGGUUACUCAGCUUAUCCAGGCGAAACAGCAGCAUUCGCAGUAAUUCGACCCCCAUACGGCAGAGUAAUCUGUUUUAUCCUGAACUGAUGACGGACAACCACGUGUUCGCCCAGCUGAUGUGCAACGCAAACAUCAUCACUCAUCUGCCUGCCACAGUGAAAUUCACUCCGUACGACACAGAGAGCCUCAAUCAGACUUAAGACAGACUGCAGACACGUUGGACAGCUUUGGAUGUUGGAAGGACCUUGUGGGCUCACAGUUGGACGGGAUCCUCAGAGCUCCUGCAGGAGUGGAGGGCCGCUCUGAUUGCACCUGUGCGGACAUCUCCGCAGGACAGACACAGGACGGAUGAGAAAAUUCUGCUCGACUCGGUUAUUAUUAUUAAAUUGCAAACAUUAAGACGUGACUGAGUCUUUAUUUUGUGCCGGUCGCUGUCGUCCAGCAUCUCCCCUCGUUGUCGUCACCUCACGCCCAUCUGCUCCUUCAGUCAGUUCAUGUGGAUUAAUCAGCUGUGGGAUUAGUGCACAGCUCCUGCAGAUAAAGCUGUAGCUCAUUUCACCUGGAGACAGUGUUCAGAGGCCCAGUGACACUUUGCAGACCUACUGUUAAAAGUCCUGUUUUCAUGGAACAGAAAUCACAAUGCUUGGACAUCAUAACGGUCUGUUUAAAACUCACUGCUAUUUUUCUGUGCCGUGUUUUGAGAUGUGCAGGCAGAUUUGGAGAAAGAUUUUGAAACACUGAUGUGAACUCAAUGAAGCACUGACCAAAAGCUACUGAUGCAUGUUUUUAUUAAAGAUCCUAAGAUCCUGUAGCUUGAGUCCCGGUGUCUUCUGACUCCUCUGCUCAAGUAUUCAGUAUUUCCAUUUUAUGCUACCUUAGACUUCUACUACAUUUAAGAGGGGCAUAAUUUGAACUUUUUACUCCAUCAGUUUUUAUUUGACUAAUUUAGUUACUUGUUCAUUAUCAGAUUACAUGAAAAACACACACUGAUGCACUCCUGUUACAGACUUCUCACAUUAUUUUCAUUUAACAGAUCAAAUAAUUUAAUAUGCCAAAGAUUAGAGAAAAACAUUCUCCAGUAACCAUCACAUGACCCCUCAGAUUCAUCUUGUGACCCUUUGGAUGAGCUGAAUGUUAAGGUUGGGAGCCUCUGGACUAAACUCCCAGACAACCAAACUGUUCAUAAAUAAUAAUGCAGUACUUUUACUUUUGAUACUCUCAGCACAGUAUAAUAGUAAUACCUGUGAUAUUGAAUGCAGUACUUUCACUUAUUGUGUA